Molecule: messenger RNA, 1983 nt
Organism: Stegodyphus dumicola
Lineage: Eukaryota; Metazoa; Arthropoda; Arachnida; Araneae; Eresidae
Source: RefSeq, a predicted model, not a curated record
GAACAAGCUCCUUGCUUUUGAAACUCUGGCGAAAAGUUUUAUUUUUUUGAGCCAGAAUGUGAAAUUGGCAACUGUGUGGCGCGCAAUUUUAGAUUUGCAUUUGUAUGUUUUAGUCCGUGGUUUUAGUGAAUGAUGCUUUCGUCAAAAUAAACUCUUAAAAUUUUCUCCUCAUUGGUUUAUUGAUUUUGUUUCCUUAAGGCCUAUUUAGAUAUAAAUCUUCUAAGGAGGAAAAUGCAUGUUCAGUCUUACAGGCCUAGAGUUCUUGAAUGGAAUAUCUAUAACUAUUCUCGUGUGGAUGCAGUGCAUUAUUCAUUAUUGCUUAAGAAGAGGCGGAAGUUUCAUGAAGUAGUUGAUGCUCAGAGAUUUCAAGUAGAAAAGCAUCAUAAUGUUAACUGUUGUAACAUUGUGGAUGAGCAAACACUUUCUUCAAUAAAACAGAGGAAAUCUAUUCUUAUAUGUUUUGUUGAUGAAACUGAAACAAAUACAUUUUUAGGAAUGAAUAUUUUGGUAGCUGAAGAGAAUCAAUUAGAAAUACGUAAUAAGAUUUUAACUCUAAAAUGUAAUCCUGAUAUUUCAUUUCAGUUAUGCAAAGAUAGCAUAUAUGUUUGGUGUGUUAAGAAUGUUGCCUGGAAUUUGUUUUAUAUUUUAUACAAACACUUUCUAAAGAGUCCUGCAGUGACUACAUUUGGUGCAGUAUUCUAUUAUGCUAUCGCAAGUCAGUACUUAAUGUGGAAUGAACAGAAUAUGUUAUAUCUUACAGGGAAAAAUUCUGACAAUGUGAAAAAUGUGUACGAUAUUCACGAAAUGCAAACAAAUAAAUUCCAUACAGCAUCAGAAAUAAUGGUUAGGGAAAAGAAUAGCAAAAAAGGUUUAAAACGGAAAAUAGAAUAUGAAGGGAAGAGUUAUAAAAUCUCGAAGCAUAAUUCUGGCGAUUUUUUGGGCUGUGUUAAAAGUGUAUGUUCAGCUUCCUGUAGAAAUAACAAAUGGAAUAUAUUUGGAGAACUAAAGCAUUAUUUUCCAAAUAGUUAUUCGGAUAUAUUAUUGAGAAGGAUGCAUUCCAAUGUAUCGGAAGUUACCUCCAAUCUGAAAAAUUUUUCAGAUGUACUUGAGAUUUCACCAUCUAUUAAGAAGGCAGAGAAAGAUAACUGCAAAGUUCCGAUUGUGAGUAAGAGUGAAAUAUCAAUGAAUAGAAGACCUCAUGAAUAUAAAUUAGCAUUGAAACUGCCUCCAAAAAUUAAUGUAGCUAAGACAUCUACUUCUCCCUCCAGAAGUGCACAUAAAUUUCCUUUACGUAGUGACAAUCAAAAGAAUGAAACAUGUAUAAUGGAAAAUAUUUGCUUCAGUAAAUCUAUGAACUCGAAUAUAAAAUCCCCGGAGAGGCAUAACAAAAUGCAAAGUUCUUUCUUGGGUUUCCAAACAGCAGCAGGAAGAAAUCUUAAUAUAUCUGAAGCUGCUUUAAAAGCUGCUAAAAAGAUGCUUGCUGAAGUAUGCUCUGAGAAAGAUGAGUUAUUUAUUGAAGAUGAAGAUCUCAAACCAUGUAGCAGUACUACUGCCAGCUUUGAAAAUAGUUUUCAGAACAAUAAAGGUACGAAGACGGUCAAAAUUACAAAACAAAAUAGUACAGAAGCAUCAGUUUGCGACACAAGUAUAAAAAAUGAUAAUUUUUCACAUGAUGAAAAUAUUGAUGAUGCAAUAACAAAAGAAAUUUUUGAGAUUCCUUUUGAUGAUGAUGAAACAAAGUCUGACUAUACACAUUCACCAUUUACUGCAUCAGAUGCCAACAGAAAUCAUGCCCCGCAUAGAAGAGUAAGAAAAAGCCUUGGUGGUCGUAGAAGUUUUAAAAUUUAUUCUAAGAGUGAUUUUUCAUCUCCAAAGCAGGCAAAAUAAUUCACCAUGCAACAUGUAAAAUACUGUUACAUAUUGUAGAUACUGUAAAAAUAUUUUAGAGCAAGGAUAUUAAUGCAAUAAAGAUUUAAAGAUUGA